Molecule: messenger RNA, 1113 nt
Organism: Saccharomyces mikatae IFO 1815
Lineage: Eukaryota; Fungi; Ascomycota; Saccharomycetes; Saccharomycetales; Saccharomycetaceae
Gene: PUS2
Product: pseudouridine synthase PUS2
Exons: 1
Coding region: 1-1113 (370 amino acids)
Biological process (GO): mRNA pseudouridine synthesis; tRNA pseudouridine synthesis
Cellular component (GO): nucleus
Molecular function (GO): pseudouridine synthase activity; RNA binding
Source: RefSeq, a predicted model, not a curated record
AUGCUCUUAGGCUACCGCGGUAGCGGAUAUUAUGGAAUGCAAUACAACUCACCGCAUAAAACGAUUGAGGGCGAGAUUCUUGCCAAGCUAUUCGAAGUUGGGGCCAUUUCCGAGGAGAAUUCUUCGGCACCGAAGAAAAACUCCUUCAUGGCGGCGGCAAGAACAGACAAGGGGGUACAUGCCAUGUUGAAUCUACUGUCGCUAAAGAUCUCAGUGCAAAAAGACACAGUUGCAAAGUUGAAUGCCGCAUUGCCGCCCGAAAUACGCGUGUGGGGUAUCCAGCCUGUCAACAAGAAGUUCAAUGCCAGAUCCGCAUGCGAUUCCCGCUGGUACGAAUACCUUGUCCCAGAAUUUGCACUUAUUGGUCCACCCCGGAGUUCCGCUUUGUACCAAAACGUGGGGGCAUCAUACUGCGAAGACGGCUCACAAGAGAUGUGGGAUGCGUUCCUGGAACAGACGCGCGGGAGGUUUAGCGGGGAUGAGCUGUGUUGUUUUCAGGACACUGCACAGAAACUAUGUGAGGACGAUCCUCUAAUGCAAGACUAUGUAGAACUUUUGAGCGGCAUCCUCAGCCGCUACUGCUUGCCGCGCUCGAAGCUGCAAGCUUUUGAGGCGGCCAUGCAGCAAUACGUGGGAACGCAUAAUUUUCAUAAUUUCACCACAGGCAAGCUCGCUGAGGACCCCAGUGCUCAACGCCAUAUCAAGGAGGUUGUAGUGGCACGGGCCUCACCGCGAUGGAUAAGUGUGCGGAUCCAUGGGCAGUCUUUCAUGCUUCAUCAGAUUCGGCGAAUGGUAGCGCUUGCCGUGCUUGCUGCCCGCUGUCAAUUACCGGCUGACCUUGUGCGCCACUAUUUCACUACCGGGGCUAGGAAAUACAUUCCGAGAGCCCCCGCGCAAGGCCUACUACUAGAAGGGCCUGUGUUUGAUCACUAUAACAACAAGUUGCGCAAGAUGCUGUAUUGCGAAAUUCGCCCGGGUAGUACCACUCUUGAGCACAUGUACCGUUUCCGGGAGCGUUAUAUAUAUACUGCAGUCGCGCACGAGGAGAAUCAGCGUCACGUGUUUUGCCAUUUUAUACGACGCAUGAACCGCCUAGCCACUCCACUAAUCUAG